AUGAAAACCAUCCUCCUCCCACUCCUCCUCACCCUCCUCCCACAAUCCCUCUCCCUCCCCCUCACAAACCUCCACAACCGCGGCAUCUCAACCCCUCUCUCCUGCUCCAAAGUCAACAUAAUAGAACAAGGCACAGCUCCCUGGUCAUUACAAAGAAUCUCCGGCACAGCACCCGUAACCCAAAACGGUCGUCCAACAACAGAAUUAUCCUACAAAUACCGUUUCACAGAAUUAGAAGAUGGCGAAGGGGUAGAAGUUUACAUCGUGGAUACGGGAAUCGACGUUGAUCAUCCGGAGUUUGGGAAAAGAGCGAGGAAUGCUAUAAGUACUUUUGAUGAUGAUUUGGAGGAGAAUAGUGGGCAUGGAACACAAAUAGCAGGCGCAAUAGGUUCCCUAUCCUACGGCGUAGCCAAAAACGUCUCCUUAGUCGGCAUAAAAGUCUUCUCCCCCCUCUUCGACACCAAAAACCCCACAGCCCUAAUCUCAAACAUAACCUCCGGCAUCGAAUCCGCAAUCCUCCUGCACAACGCCCGUCGUGCCGCCAAAAACUUCAAGGGAUCAAUAAUGAACCUUGGCUUCGGUUUCCCCAAAGAAAUCUUCGACGCAGCUGGUAAAAAAGUAUCUGAUGAAUUUAAAAAAAUGUUACAAAAAGCUAUAGACGAUGGUAUGCACGUUACCAUCGCUGCCGGUGAUAGAGGCAGAGACGCGUGUACCGACUUCCCAGCCGGAUUUGUAAAAGACAUUCCAGCGUUGAUAGUAGUCGGUGCAACAGACGUAUUCGAUAAAAGACUACAAACCGCGGAUUUUGGUCCCUGUAUUGAUAUCCACGCUCCGGGGGUUGAUAUAGUCAGUACCACGCUUCGUGGGGUAAACGGUGGGGUUAAAGUUGACAGUGGGACUUUUUUGUCGGCGGGGAUUGUGACGGGGGUUAUUGCGGGGGAAAUGGGGAAGAAUAGGAAUUUGAGGACGGAUCCGGUGGGGAUGAAGAGGUUGGUUAAGGAUAAGGCUUUGAAGGGGAUAUUGAGGGGGGUUGAGGGUGGGGGGGAUUUGUUGGUUUAUUCGGGGAUGCCGGGGAAUCCUAUUGAGGAGUUUGUGUGA
Molecule: messenger RNA, 1098 nt
Organism: Orbilia oligospora ATCC 24927
Lineage: Eukaryota; Fungi; Ascomycota; Orbiliomycetes; Orbiliales; Orbiliaceae
Exons: 2
Coding region: 1-1098 (365 amino acids)
Biological process (GO): proteolysis
Molecular function (GO): serine-type endopeptidase activity
Source: RefSeq, a predicted model, not a curated record